UGGAGUGUCAUUAUUGCAGAGUAAACCUAUUUUCCUCUGGAUAGAGUAGUUAUAACAAUGUACAGAGUAAAAUCGUCUAAAUAGUAGUGUCAAAAGUGAGAGUUAAGUCCAACAUGCACACAAUGACCAAAUCUACUCUACAUGGUGAUGAUUCCCCGCGGAAAAUCCUAGAACUGAACUGGAGCUCAAGCUGGCAGUGGCACGUUGGAAAUUGUCUCUUUCCCCACUAGCAGACCUAUCGUGAAAAUGCUGCUGCGUGUCUCGUUUGGCGGAGUGCAGAUGUACAUCAAGCUGCCUGAACUAACAUUCGGUGAUUUCUUGAGAGAAGUGAGUCUAAAAUGUAACAUUGCUGAAGACAGACGGUUGGACAUCAAGGUUUAUGACCAGUCUAACACAGAGGUCGACUCUGAGGUUUUUGAGGAGAUCGUACAAGAGUUCCAUGGACCUUUCCUAAUUUCAUUGGCCAAUGAAGCACCUGGUAACCCUCAGUCCACAUCAUCUCCAUGCUCUAUUGCAUCUGAAGACACAGUGAUCCUCAACUUCUCCUUGUGUGACCCAGCUGAGGAGCCAGUUGCAGCCGAAGGAAGUCAACCUAAAAGGCCUUGCCACAUUAACUAUGAAGCAAAAGCUCUGAUUGAAAAAAUCUUGACGACAAAGCCUGGAGGUGACCGUGUCAUGGAGGAGUAUGCGAAAACAAAAUCAAUUACAGAUUCAACCAGAAGACAGCUCAUCAACAUACUUACUGCAGAGAUGACGGAAACACAUGGGACAUCUCCGCCCCGGAGUGUAAAAGUGAUGUAUGCACAGGGGAUUGUCGCUCUGUUUCCAUACCUUGAAGACCCAUAUUCACAGAAUGGCUAUGAACAUUACUACGAUCCUGAAAGUGGUUCAGGUUACAUUGCAUGGCGGUUGAAGACAAUUCAACGAAAAGCUGCUGAGGAAAGCUCCUAAAGUUGGUGGGCCAGGCCAUGGGCGUACUAGACCCUUUACUGCCGACAGAGUCCUGACUGACGAGGAAGUGGAAUGUGCUAUCGCUUUGUUGAGACACUCUGCUGAUGAGGAGACCAUCCCUGAAAAGAUGAAAGUCACUUUCGUAUACCGCCACGCCAUGGUCAAUGAUGAGAACAAAUCAGCAGAGGUCUUCUCAGUAUUUCCACGGUUCCUAGACACACCAGGACUGAUAGAACAAGAUUUUAGAGUGAUGUUUGGUGAGCAGACUGCCAACAAGUUCCUGGAGAGGUGGCCUACCACUUUCAAAGCAGGAGUCAUUAAGGAAAGCCAUGGACUGGUCCCCUCCACAGACCUUCUUGAUUUAAUGCGCAAUGCUGAGACAUCUACUGAAGUUGAAAAAGACGGGAACAAGCGUGCAGCAGCAUCUUGACAACAUCGCUCAAAGCAGUCAGCCCUACCUCCUUGCUCAGGGACCCACAAAAAGCAGCAUUCACUCUUUCUUCAUUGCCAUCGACAAGCAUGCACUUCCAUGCCAAGCCACCAGCUCGGUUGGAACCCUGGAUGAGCUUCUCUUCAAGCUUCUCUUCAAGGCCCACUAUGUGUUUGGUACAUCUUACAGUCCUGUCUUGAACAACUUGUUCACUUUUCUGCAAACUUCCAUUUACAACAUUGACGUGGGGAAAACUAAGGAAACACCAAGAAUUGCAGAGUUGCGAGCAAGAAUGGUGCGUUAGGCACUCUUGAAAUUAAACAAUGAGGUGCUUUCUUUGCAGCAAUGUCUUUGGUGAAGCAAACAAUCUAGUAAAGCACCUCAAAGUAAUACAUG
Alosa alosa (allis shad) is the source of this 1777-nucleotide messenger RNA. RefSeq lists its product as uncharacterized. The transcript has 10 exons. The record is from RefSeq and is a predicted model, not a curated record. NCBI's taxonomy places the organism in Eukaryota, Metazoa, Chordata, Actinopteri, Clupeiformes, Clupeidae. Bases 247 to 951 code for a protein of 234 amino acids.